AUGAAAAUAAUGACUCCUGUCCUGACUUUCUGCCUGAUCCUUUGGGCUGCAGUCGCUGAAGGAGGUCUUAUUCAUGGUCAUGCAGAUGAGCUCAUUUCGAGUCCUGCUCAGUAUGAAUUCCAUUACGCCGUACACGAUAGUCAUACCGGCGAUGUUAAGGACCAGUUUGAGCAUCGACGAGGCGGAUACGUAACGGGUCGUUAUUCGCUUAUCGAACCAGAUGGUCAUCGUCGUAUUGUGGACUACAGUGCCGAUCCCUUGCUGGGCUUCAAUGCUCAAGUGCGUCGCGAACCCAGCUCAAUUUACACGCGUCAUUAAAAGAACUCCAACCAGAUGGAAU
Molecule: messenger RNA, 340 nt
Organism: Drosophila innubila
Lineage: Eukaryota; Metazoa; Arthropoda; Insecta; Diptera; Drosophilidae
Product: cuticle protein 8
Exons: 2
Coding region: 1-318 (105 amino acids)
Cellular component (GO): extracellular matrix
Source: RefSeq, a predicted model, not a curated record